This is a messenger RNA of Lactuca sativa (garden lettuce), 2657 nucleotides long. RefSeq names its product lipid-A-disaccharide synthase B (gene LPXB). Gene Ontology annotation, biological process: lipid A biosynthetic process. The record is from RefSeq and is a predicted model, not a curated record. NCBI's taxonomy places the organism in Eukaryota, Viridiplantae, Streptophyta, Magnoliopsida, Asterales, Asteraceae. Gene Ontology annotation, molecular function: phospholipid binding; lipid-A-disaccharide synthase activity.
AAAUAAUUAAAUAGCUGAAAAGGAAAAAAAAAAAAAAGCUCAAUAAAAUAAUAAAAUGUAAUCAAUUUGGGUCUUGCGAUUGAUACCAGCUGGUUGCUAGGGAAGAAAGAAAGAAACCGACCUCGAAGCUGCCAGCGACACAUAGCGCCUCACCCUAACCCCCACUCCCGGUGACUUUUCCGGCAGAGUUCACCGCCACUGCCGUCGCCCGCAGUCCCACACACCCGGCGACUUCCCUCUCAGCCUGAAUGCCUAAAUUUUGUCCAUCAUCUUGGCUGGUCUGAUUUCUGAUUUGCAGUAAACAUCACAAUGUUGCUUAAGCCUAUCCACAAUUCAAAUAGAAGAACUACUUCAUACUUUCUGUCGUCAUUGGGGAAAUAUUUCUCCACUUCGAGACAAUCUGCAGUUGAUUUGGCUUCCAAAGAUGGAGAAAUGAGGAUAUUUUUAGUUGCAGGAGAAGCUUCCGGAGAUGCUAUUGGUUCUCGUUUAAUAGCCGCCUUAACGAAGCUUUCACCAUUCCCAAUACACAUUGCUGGAGUUGGAGGAUCUAUGAUGGCAAAACAUGGAUUGAAAUCUGUUUUCCCCAUGGAAGAUAUUGCUGUAAUGGGGAUUUGGGAGUUGUUGCCACAUCUAAAUAAGUUCCAAGUUAGACUGAAGCAAACAUUUGAAGCUGCAAUCUCAUUUAAUCCUCAUGUCAUAGUGACAAUUGAUUCAAAGGGAUUCUCUUUUCGUCUUUUAAAGCAAUUAAGGGCUAGAUAUGGGCAAAAAGGACCUUUACACUUCCAUUAUGUAGCACCAUCUUUUUGGGCAUGGAAAGGAGGUGAAGCAAGACUUAAGGGACUUUCUGAGUUUAUUGAUCAUGUCUUAUGUAUUCUUCCAUUUGAAGAGGAGGUUUGCAUAUCUAAUGGACUACCUGCAACCUUUGUUGGCCACCCCAUUCUAGAAGAUUCCCUUGACCUUAACUCGGUUGCUACAGAAAAGGGAUGGAAGGUGCAAGGAAAUGCUGACAUGUUCAGGGGUAAAUACGGAAUUUCCUCAGGUUCAAGAAUAUUGAGUCUGCUUCCUGGAAGUAGAUUACAAGAAGUGACACGUAUGCUUCCAAUUUACUCAAAAACCAUGAACAUGUUAAAGGACUCUAUUCAUGACUUAAUGAUUGUUAUCCACGUGGCACCUAACAAACAUGUAGAAGAUCACAUCAAAAGAACCACCAAUGAGUGGCCGACACCUAUCGUACUGGUUCCUGGAGGAUCACCCCACACCAAAUAUGAUGCAUUUAGUGCAAGCAGUGUGGCGUUAUGUACAUCGGGGACAGCAGCGAUGGAAUUGCAACUUGCGCGAUUACCAUGUGUUAUCGCGUAUCGAGCCCAUUUCCUAACAGAAUGGGCGAUAUGUUAUAAAGCUAAAAUACCUUACAUUUCUCUCCCAAAUAUCCUUCUUAAUUCACCCGUUAUUCCCGAAGCCCUUUUUCGUCAUUGCUCACCCACAAAACUAGCAUGUUUACUCACGGAAGUAAUGUGUAAUGAAGGAGUCCGGGAAGAACAAGUGGUUGCCGCCGAAAGGGUGAUGGAAUUACUAAGGCCGCCACAAGGUGGUAGCUUGAGCUUUGGUAACACUGCGAGUACGAUAGCAGCUCGGACCGUGCUUUAUUAUCAAAAGGAGAAACUUUACGGAUGUGUUUAUUGAAUGGGGCGCUGGACAAACUUUUUAGGGUUAUUUUCAGUGAUGAGGAUGAAGAGUGCAUUCAUGUUUAUUUUUUUUUGACAGACCUUUUAGGGUUAUUUUCAAUGACGAGGAUGAGGACAACAUUCAUUUUUUUGACAGACUUUUUAGGAUGAUUUUCAGCGAUGAGGAUGAGGACAUUUAUGUUUUUUUUUAUAGACAUUUUAGGACUAUUUUCGGUGAUGAGGAUGAGGAUGAGGAUCAGGAGGAUAUUUCAUUUUUUUUUUGGACAAACUUUUUAGGGUUAUUUUCAGUGAUGAGGAAGAGGAUAAUAAAUUACAACUGAGAGAUUGAGCGUCGAAACAUAAUUAGUGAAUUUAUUAAAUUAGUCUCAAUCAAGUUUAAUCUACUAAUUUGCUAAAAACAUUAAAUACCUAUUUACACAAAUAAAAAAAAUGGUUUUUACGUGUGUAAUAGGUAAUAACCACUUAUUUUUUCAACCACCCUUGUCCACAAGUUCAUCUAUUAAACUACUUAUCCAUAACCAAAAUUUAAAAAAAGGGGGUUGUAACCAAUGCAUCAUAAUUCAUAACCAUUGGAUUUUUAAAUCAUUAUUAUCCACAAAUUAACCUACUAAACAACUAUUUACACGAAUACAAAAAACGUUUUGCAACUUUCCAUAUCCAUUGCAAGAAAACAACACAACGAUGAAGCCAAUGGCUUUUCUUUGCCUUUCGGUCAUCCUAAUGGCUUCAAUUUUGAUUCGAGAAACCAAAGCCGAAGCUCCUGCAUGCGAUCCUCGGGACCCGAAUUGUGUUGUAAACCCCUUCAGAAAGAACCCGCUUGUCAUAGAAGGGAGUAAAGAAGAUAAGGAGGCAGAAAGGGAAAAAGAAGAUGACACCCCUGAGAUAAUUAUAGUUGGCCAUAGGAAGAUGUCACGUUGACAAGAAUGUUGUAUUCCUCCUUUGUGUGUAUUAUAAUUGUUAUGUUUUUCUUUU